This is a messenger RNA of Thalassophryne amazonica, 1762 nucleotides long. RefSeq lists its product as uncharacterized. The coding region runs from base 91 to 927 and encodes 278 amino acids. NCBI's taxonomy places the organism in Eukaryota, Metazoa, Chordata, Actinopteri, Batrachoidiformes, Batrachoididae. The record is from RefSeq and is a predicted model, not a curated record. The transcript has 13 exons.
UAAAGGGGAACCUAUGAGCGCAGAUUGUAGCAGAGGACAAGCAGAGAGCACACCGAGCGUGAGUUUGGAUGUUCACCGUACACCAGCAGCAUGACAUCAUGGAGCCUUCUGUCCCUGAUGUUUUUCUAUGUGUUUCAAGGCAGCAUUGACCUGUCAGUGGGGAACUGUGUGAAUUAUCUCCUAGACAAAGAAUGGAUGGAAAAUCCAGAAAAAGAUGGAGGAAAGAUCUACCUGGUGAACCACAACCGAGAGCACACAGUGGACUGUAGCAUAGAGAGAGAGUGGAACAAGACCAAUAAUAUACAUUUGCAGAACAUUUUAAACGACUGCUUUAACAGACAAAACAUUAGUCAUCAUUGUAAUCAUUCACAGGAGAGCGUCAACCCGACUUUAGUGUCUCAAGCUCACUUCAACUGCAUGAUAGCCAAAGCAAAGAAUCUCACCAAUAAAGUUAAAGAAUGUGAGGAGUUAGAAACAGUAUGUAAAUUCAUAUUAGAACCAACAUGGACAGCUUCAACAACUACCUCCAAGCAACUGACAACAACGCAGCAUGGGCUAAGAACUACUACUACUCCAUCAACUACUGCAACAACGGUUACAUCACCAACAAAUUCAACUGAUAAAGAAAUUGAUCAGGAUAUACAUUUCAGCAAAGGCCAAAUCAGAGGAAAAGCCCCAGAUGGAACCCCAGAAUGCAGGCAGCAAGAGGCAGGUGGUGUACCUGUACUGGCCCAUAUCUUGGUGAUCUCAGUGGUCCUGAACGUUUUCUUGUCACUGGCUGUUUAUUUUUUCAUGUGUCACACAUUGAGGUGUGACUGCAAACACAAGUCACAUGAAACAGUCAGUAUUAACCAUACAUCAUGCAGCUACAGGCCUGAAGACUGUCAUUCACCAAAAAUUCCAGACUACAGGACUACAGGAGUUUAGAGUGCUAUUUGAAUGAAAAUGGGACUAUAUACCAGUGAAGUGGAUGCAUCACACCAUUUCAAGUUCCUCAUGGAGUAGUGCGGCCUGUAAAGAUGGACUUUCGCAUGACUCUAGCUGUAAAUCAAAGAGAGCUGAGGCCCGGCAGGAUGACGUUACAGCACAUAAAUGUUUAAUUUAGUUGCUUGCCCACAUUUGUAUUAGUUUUUCUUACUCUCAACACAAGUUUGAUUCUCCUGGUUUGUGCUAUUUUUUUUCCCUAGUAGUUGUAGUUAUUUAAUGCUAUGUCCGAGAUGGACAUUUAUAACAAUUAUAAUAAUUUAUUGGUUUAUAAAGUGCUUUAAGUAGAAAAAUACAGCAUAAAGUGUGAACCACAAUAAAAAACAUCAAUACAACAACAAAAUAAAAUCCAACAUCGAUAAAAAGUUAAAAAUAAUAUAAUCAUAUUAUCGAAUGCUAAUCAAACUGACAUAUUAAUACUUGUAGAUCUUUUUAAAAUAAGAUAAAACCAUCAAAUUGAUGAUAGCAGAAAAUUAAUCCAUUUCAAGAUUAGCUUUUCUGGGUUCAGAAAAGCAAUGGACGGAUGUUUAGAAUUUGUCUUAAAAAGGGUUAAGUGGCAUAAUUUACAACAGGAGUGCCCACACUUUUUUGGCUUGCAAGCUACUUCUAAAAUGACCACGUCAGUAUGAUUUUAUUACAUUACAAACGCUAAACAUACAAUGGCUCAUUACUUAAACUUUGUGAAGAACUGUAGUAAAACAAGUAGUAAAAAAAAAGUCCCAGAGUAAUACUGUCUUAAACAUUUUUGUUGGUAAAAUUAUUAUAAGAAGUAGUAUAA